Molecule: messenger RNA, 4243 nt
Organism: Schistosoma haematobium
Lineage: Eukaryota; Metazoa; Platyhelminthes; Trematoda; Strigeidida; Schistosomatidae
Gene: SMG9
Product: smg-9, nonsense mediated mRNA decay factor
Exons: 11
Coding region: 178-2373 (731 amino acids)
Biological process (GO): nuclear-transcribed mRNA catabolic process, nonsense-mediated decay
Source: RefSeq, a predicted model, not a curated record
GCUUUUUCGUAUACUGCGUUACAAUGCAGUCGGUGUUCGCCUCACAAGUCGUAUUCUAAAAUCCUUAUCUAAUAUCUGGAACAUUCAGUGAUAUCGCUAGAUCCUUAAUAACUACUAUCUGACAUUUCAGCAAAAAGUUACUAAGUGCAUUAAUCAGUCCCUUAUUUCGUCGUUGGAAUGGAGAAAGAAAGAAUAAAAAGUGUAAUCGAAUUCUUCUCUACUCCAUUGGAUGAAGAAGAGCUAAUCGAUGGAGAAAGUAAACCCGAUGAACUGUACACCCUCUGUGAUGAUCCCAUGCAAGUACCCAUCAAACUCAUCGAUGAACAACUAAGGUUCGUUAAUCUUGCAACAGUUCAAGACCUUUUUGUUGACAAUUCAGGAUUUCUUGUUGUUGGCGCCAUUGGUUUACAGGGUUCAGGUAAAUCGUCUGUGUUAAAUAUUUUGGCGAAUUGCAUUUCUGACGGUUGUGGAGUUUUUGAUGGUCCUUUUAAUAUUCAAACUCUCAAGGAUGUAGUAACUAACAGCCCGUCUACUGCUGGUAUUAACUUAUAUAUUACACAAGAUCGUGUAAUUCUUCUGGAUGCCCAACCUCUUCUUUCAUUUGCACUCACCAACUAUCACACUCACUUGGUUGCUACUGGUAAUAUAACAUCUUCGUCCUCGAGUACUCAUCCAGGGCUCUCGUCUCUUACAGGUCCUGGUAAUUGGAACAUGGAUAUUUGGGCUGAAAUGGCUUCUAUGCAGAUUGUCGCCUUUUUAAUAAAUGUAUGCCAUGUUGUACUUGUUGUCAGUGAUAAUUUAACUACUGCUUCAACUCAGUUACACCGGCUUAUCGAUAGAGCAAUAAGUCUUAAACCAACUGUUUUUACACCGAAUGCCAUGCCAAUCCAUGCACUACGUGGUCGUCAACAUUCUGAUAUACAUAACAAGUCAUCAGAUAAUAAUAAGAAUUGUACAGAUAUAAAAAAAUUGACAACUAGUGUACAAGGUUUACAAAUUUCUAAUGUAAAUAAAACUAAUCCAUCUAUUAUCAACAAAGAUAAUAAAAGUUUAGAAGUUGAAGAUGUUGACAUUUUAUCUUUGUCUGAACAACAACAAUUUAUUGGGAAUUAUUCUACAUCAAAUAACAUUCUUGGACAAUAUCUUCAUUCUACUGAAGCUGAGUCUAAAGACGUUACAAAUGCAAUCAAUCGACUAAUAAAUUUAACUGAUUAUUCAGCCUCAUUAAUUCAUGUAUAUAAUCAGGCCCCAGCAGCUGCAUUUCUUGACCCGGUUGUGUGUGAAAAAUUAGAUAGGUAUAGGAAUAAAAUACUACCACUUAUGUACCCAGAGUACAGAAGGUUAGUAUCACUUGUUACUGUUGGUCCAAGAAUUUUAUCCGCUCACCUUCAGUCACGAAAUCGUGAUCAACCUACAACUGCACGUCAAAACUCUGCACAAAAUGAUACUCCUACUGAAAUAAAUCGAAACACUACUGACGUAAAGCUAACUAAAAACAGUUCAGAAAAUCGUUUAGUCCCUGACAAUUUUACCGCGCAAAAUUAUCCAGGUUUUCUUGAUACUCAGGAAAAUUCUGUCUUACCUACUCCAUCAGGACUUUCCGAACCGUCCUCAGUUUCAUCAGACAAAGGACUUGCAUCAUCACAAAAGCCUUCGAAUAUCAGCGCAGAAACGUUGACUUCAGUAGAAGUUGAUAAUGAGUCAAAACCUAAUCCAACCCACUGUUUAACUUCAUUAAAUACAAUUCAAGAAAAAUCAAAACCUUUUUCUGGUGAAAAACCUGAUGGGUACAUUCCCUUGGAUAACAGUAACAAUAAUAGUAAUAAUUGUGUUAAAAAAUUUGGCUUAUCGGAAUCAGAGAUAGUAUCGCAGUGUUGCAAUGUUUUGCAUAAUGUAGAAGAUGAACUCAAUUCUGUUUUAAAACACACUAACUUAUCCGCUGGUGUAGACCAUCACAAGAAGAUUGUAGAGAAACGAUCAGGAAUAUUACCCGUCGAAGGUCAGCUCCCUGAUAAUGAUUUACUACAUAUACCUGGUAUUAAUGGUGAGAAGUUGAAUGCCAGUCUUGUUCAAAUGUAUCAUGAUGUACAGACUACUAGAUGUAACUUUUUCGAUGUUCAAAAGCGAUUAGAUCAACCAAGAUUAUUCUUGAUACCAGAAGUUGACGAUGAAGGACAUUCACCAUUAGGGUGUCCAACAUACUUAACAUCAGCCCGUAUCUUACAAGAAGCUGUUUUCUCUACUCCUCGACAGCAUAUGAUGCCUAAUUUUACAGAGAAGAAAUGGAUAACAUAUGUUCAUAAAAUGUGGGAUGCUGUAAUACAUUCCCCUUUGUUCCUCGAUUAUCAUUCCGUUCGGAUGAAUCAGAUUUAAAUGUUGCUACUUUUGAAAGACUGUUUAAUACUAUAUUUUAUUACAGUAAUUUAUCUUUACAUGAAAUAUAAUUACACUUUUUCUUGCUGUCUUCUUAUUUUGAGUAUCUUCCUGGUUGGCCUCAAGCUUCAGUGGUUCACAACGACUGAAUCUUUUAGGUUACUUGUAAAAAUGAGUACUUUCUUCAUCUAAAGUUUUUUAAAAUAACAUUUACUUUUGUCAUACGCGAUUGAGGUGACCUAAUAAGCAUAACUUGAAAUUGUGUAAUUUUGGAUUUGAAUUCUAUCAUUUCUAGAUUCGAUUACUAAUGAGUUGAUAACUGUGUUGAAUCAUUUGACCGGAAAAAUCAGCUCUGCGUGGAAAACCAGAAUCCUAAACAAUGCAAAAGCAGGAAAUACAAUGAACAGCUUGGAUGCGGCUAGAUGAUUUGGACUUCUCAGAUGACCUAGCCCUUCUAUCUCAUACACACAAGCAAAUGCAGACGAAGACAUCUAGUUUAGCGGCAGCCUUUGCAUCAGUAUGCCUCAACAUCUACAAGAGAAAAAACAAGAUCCUCAAAUACAACACACAGAGAACCAACCCAACCACACUUGAUAGAGAAGCUCUGGAACAGGCGGAAACUCACGUGCCUGGUCAGCAUCAUCGAUAAACGAGGUGGAUCUGAUGCAGACGUAAAGGCAAGGAUUGGCAAGGCAAGGGCAGCAUUUCUACAAUUGAAGACAACACGGAAUUCAAAAUAACUGUCAGAAUCUUUAAUGCAGACGUCAACACAUUUCCACUAUACGGAGCUGAAACUUGGAAAACUACUACAACCAUCAUCAGCUAUUUAUAAGCAACUGUCUACGCAAGAUACUCAAUUUCAGUCGAUCGAAUAUCAUCAGCAACAGCCUACUGUGGGAGAGAACAAACCAGCCUCCAGCCGAGGGGAAAAUUAGGAUGCUGAAGGUGGACAGGAUAUACACUAUGGAGAUCGAAAAAUAUAAGAAUCAUCACAAUUAAGUUUCGUGAACGUAAAAAUUGGAUUAGUAUAAACAGUGAAGCGUAACUGGGGCGGCCUGUCGUCGCAGACCGAUUUUAUUCUGGUUAUGAUACUAAGCACCGCACCUAUGUUCACUAGAAAAUUCAUACUUUAAUUCCUCUCUCUAACGUAAAACAAGCGACUUUGUGGACCCCUCAACAGUUGUAAUAGCCUAUGAAGACCUGUUCGUUUUCCACAUUCUUAAAAUUUUAUUUAGGUCGGGUGCAUAGUGGACUGUAUUAAGCUGAUUCGACGUAAAAUUUCCAGUGCUUUUGGGUCACAGUCUUAAAGAUACUUUUGAUGCCUCCAGCGAGUUUGGUUACGACCAGGUCGUUUGAUGGUUCUUCACUGUGUCGUUGGUGGAAGUUUCUGCUCCAGUCAUUGCUUAGGGCUGGCUUAACCAUAGUGUUGUCGCCUACUAAACAUUGAAGAUAACGCAAAAAUUGGUGUGGUAACCUGCCACAUAAUGUUCCUCCUUGAAAAAGGUCUUGGAUUCUUCAACGGUUCACCACUUCAUGCCUUGUGGUCGUACACGUUUUCUACGUAAAAGGACCUCGUGUCAAGUCAAGAACUUCUUUAACAACUGAUAGGAGGUGCACAAAUCUCUGUAUCUAAUUCCUUCUGAUCUAAUGUUGUGUCUGGUAAAUAGUGCUGUAUUUGAGCAGAUCACAACUCCAAGUAACUUUAGUGAACUCUAAACACCUCACAUUUGAAUAGAGAGUCCUUCCGUUUGAUCAUUUUAACGGAGUAUAUUUCGUCACAGAAUGCUAAGCAUUUCUGUAUUGCACUAGAAAUACGUCUACCCCCUCCAGGUCAUUAAAUCUGGAAGCAGCAACGGAAUAAUUAGCAAAG